Molecule: messenger RNA, 1598 nt
Organism: Tilletiopsis washingtonensis
Lineage: Eukaryota; Fungi; Basidiomycota; Exobasidiomycetes; Entylomatales
Product: GroES-like protein
Exons: 13
Coding region: 32-1384 (450 amino acids)
Molecular function (GO): zinc ion binding; oxidoreductase activity
Source: RefSeq, a predicted model, not a curated record
CUCUCACACACACAGCACCCAUCGAACCGCCAUGUUCAACGCCGUGGCCAACGCCGUCGAGGCGCGCAUGGCGCCCUCGCACACCGACGGCACCGUACCCGAGGCCAACCCCGAGCACCAGCCUGCGCCCGAGGCGCCCGACGGCCCUCGCGAGAAGAUGCUCGCGCUGACCUGGCAGGGAGUUAACAAGGUCGAGAUGCAGCAGUGCGACGUGCCGGUUCUCAUCAAUGACCACGACGUCAUCAUCAACAUCACGGGCACGACUGUCUGUGGAUCAGACCUGCACCUAAUGCACGGCGCACUACUCGAGAUGAACAAGCACGACAUCCUCGGACAUGAAUUCUGCGGCGUGAUUGCCGAGGUGGGAUCAAAGGUCUCCAAGCGCAAGGUUGGCGAGCGCGUCGUUGUCUCGUUCCAGAUUGCAUGCGGAAGCUGCUUUUAUUGCCGCCAACGUCUAAGCUCGCAGUGCGUCAACACGAACGCCAGCUCUCUGGAGCCCAAGCUCUACGGCCACAAGACGGCGGGCAUGUUUGGAUACAGCCAUCUGACGGGCUCAUUCGCCGGAGGACAGUGCGAGGUGGUCCGCGUGCCCUGGGGCGACGUGAACUGCCUGCCCAUCCCCGACUCGGUGCCCGAUGAGGCAGCACUCUACCUCAGCGACAUGUUGCCGACCAGCUAUCACACCGUGGUCGACACUGGCGUGAAGGAUGGGGAUUGCGUCGCAGUGUGGGGAGCUGGCCCGAUUGGCCUCCUCUGCGCCCAUUGGGCGUUCCUCAAAGGCGCCAAGCGCGUCUUUUUGAUCGACCGUGACUGGCGUCUGGAAUACGCCAAGUCGAAGAUCCCCGAAGUCGAGACCAUCGAUUUUUCCCAAGUCAAGGAUGUUCCGGCGAAGCUCAGAGAGCUCACACGCGACGAGGAGGUCCCCGGAGUCGAUGUCGCGCUGGAAUGCGCAGCGGGCGAGUACGCCAAGAGCCUGCUGCACAAGGCGCAGCUUGCCGUGGGCCUCGAACUCGACACUCCUGAGAUCGUAAACGAGUGCAUCCUCAGCGUCAAGAACUUCGGCAGAGUUGGUGUGACCGGCAUCUAUACUGGCUUUUGCAAUGGCUUUGCUAUCGGGGCAGUCAUGGAGAAGGGCGUUCGCUUCAUCGGCUGUGGUCAAGCGCCAGUUCACAAAUACUGGGAUGAGCUUCUUCAGAUGCUCGUGGACAAGAAGAUCGAUCCGAUUUCGCUCUUUGUCACGCAUCGCCUGCCGCUCGAGGAGACGGCGCUGCUUUACAAGAAGCAGGACGCGCACGAGAACUCGAUCAUGAAGGCCUUCAUCACGACCAAGUACUCCUCCGAGCCUUCGCCCGGCGCGCCCAAGCUCUCGUCGCUGCGCGACUAAGCGUCGCACGUGAGCAAGCUGGGCCUCCGACAGCGACUGCAGCGCACACACACGUCGCUGCUCGCAGUCGUGUCGCUCGCCUGGCCUGCAUCUCGCGAUGCACGCUCCCUAGCCUCAUCCUCGGCCCCCUCGUCGACGCCUCUGAUCCACAUACACGCACGCACGCACGUUCCUUCCAAAGCUAGCAAUUGAAACAGAUCCGAUUCGAGCCUCC